This is a messenger RNA of Cutaneotrichosporon oleaginosum, 2391 nucleotides long. RefSeq lists its product as uncharacterized. The record is from RefSeq and is a predicted model, not a curated record. Lineage: Eukaryota; Fungi; Basidiomycota; Tremellomycetes; Trichosporonales; Trichosporonaceae. Gene Ontology annotation, molecular function: calcium ion binding; mannosyl-oligosaccharide 1,2-alpha-mannosidase activity. Gene Ontology annotation, cellular component: membrane; endoplasmic reticulum. Gene Ontology annotation, biological process: mannose trimming involved in glycoprotein ERAD pathway; carbohydrate metabolic process.
AUGGUGCACGACGCCGACCACCCCGACUACUUUGUCCUCGACGAGAACGGGGACCGCUUCCUCCCCAACGUCAAGCAGGUGUAUGCGCCGCUGCAUCCCGACGAGGGCGACUACCGGUCGCCCGAGCGCCUGUUCUCCGACUUUGACGAGGACAUGCUCGCGCCGCCGGUUACGGAGCCGUUCCCCGCCAGCCGCAUGCGCGAGAUCGUGUCCGACCCGCCGAGCGAGGACGAGAGCGUCGGCAAGAGCAUCCCCCCGGGCUCGUUCAGUCUCAAGUGGAAAGGCCCGAGGGACUGGAACAAGCCUGGGCCGGGCACGAAGAAGAUGCAGUGGGAGGGGUUUACGAAUGGCACAGAGUAUGAGACACCAGAGGAGAUCGAGCUCCGCAUCGCGCGCCGCAACGCCGUCAAGCGCGGCUUCAUGUACGCAUGGCAGAAGUACAAGGACUACGCGUGGGGCCACGACGAGGUCAAGCCGGUUACGCGGCAGGUGUCGGACCCGUUCAAUGGCUGGGGCGCAUCGAUCAUCGACACGCUCGACACGCUGCUCAUCAUGGGCCUCGAGGAGGAGUACAACCACGCGCGGCCGUUCGUCAACCAGCUCAACUUCCACUGGGUCAAGGGGCGCGACUGGUCGCAGGGCUACAUCUCGCCCGAGUCGGAGAAGGACAGCGACGGCGAGCGCUGGAAGAUCUCCCGCGACAAGACCGUCGGCAUGCAGGUGUUUGAGACGGGCAUCCGAUACCUCGGCGGCCUACUCGGCGCCUACGACCUGUCCGGCGACAAGCUCAUGCUCGACCGUGCGGUCGACCUCGCGAAGGUGCUCAAGCGCGCCUUCAACACCGCUUCGGGCUUGCCGCAGGGCAGCCGCAUCGACCCGGGGUACGAGGGCGCGCAGCAGUUGUUCGCCGUGUCAAUCGCCGAGGUCGGGAGCAUGUCCCUCGAACUCAUCCGCUUGGGCCAUGCCACAGGCGACCGGCAGUGGUUCGACCUCGCGCAGCGCGUGACUGAUUUCAUCGACAAGCACGUUGCGCCGCGCUCCAAGUUCCCGCCGCUCAUCCCCAUGCGCUUCUCGCCGGACACGGACACGCCCGUCGCAGGCACAUACUCGUUCGGCGCAAUGGAGGACUCGUACUACGAGUACCUGAUCAAGGCGUACAAGCUGCUCGGCGGCGGCCCGCUCGGCGAGCAGUACAAGCGGCUGUACGCCAAGUCGAUUGAUGCGGCGCGCAAGCUCCUCUUCACGGACAUUACGAUCAUGCCGGACCGCGACCUCUUCACGAUCGGCAAGUACGAGAACGGGCAGCUCAACCACGAGGUCGAGCACCUCGCGUGCUUCGCCGGCGGCAUGUUGGGCAUGGGCGCGCGCUUGCUCGACCGCGAAGCCGACUUCUGGGAGGGCCAGAAGUUCACCAACACAUGUUUCUGGCUCUCACAGCACAUGAGCAUGGGCGUGCAGCCUGAAGUCGCCCACUUUUACAAGGAGGACGAUCCCGAGCUGUACAUCAACAUCACGAGCACGGGGCGGCGGUACCACCUGCCGCAGCGCGAGGUGAUCGACGACAACAAUGCCAACCACGCAAAGAUGUACAAGGACUCGGGGGGCACAUGGCGCUGGCGCGACGACCACUCGGCCGUCGUCGAGGACUCGGGGCGCGGCGUCGGCCUCCCCAUCUCGUACUACAAGCACUUGAACGGGUCGCCGCCGGGCCUGAAGAAGAUCACGCCGUACUACAUCAACCGGCCCGAGACGAUCGAGAGUGUGUUCUACAUGUAUCGCCUGACGGGCGACCGGAAGUGGCAGGAGAAGGGCUGGAAGAUGUUCGGGGCGUGGAUGGAGAACGGCAUGGCCGACGCCGGCAUCAGCAGCAUCAAAGACGUGACCAAGCCGCAGGGCCAAGCCGAGCUCGGCGACAACAUGGAGAGCUUCAUCUUCGCCGAGACCUUCAAAUACCACUACCUGCUGCAGAGCGAGCCCGAGCUCAUCUCGCUCGACGACUACGUGCUGAACACGGAAGCGCACACGCUGAUUGCGAACCAAGCGUUCGCGCCCGGCGCGAGCGGCUUGUGGACCGAGGCGCGGCAAGCGCUGGGCGAGCGCGCCCGCGGCACCGACACGCAGAAGUGGAUGCGGCUCAAGGUGCUCGAGCCGCACCGCAACCGCGCCGCCGCCGGGACGCCACAGCGCGGGCGCGGCCCGCAAGGCCCCCGCCGCGGCGGCAUGGGCAUGGGCGGCGGCGGCGGCGACCCGAAACACAAGCCGCAGCCGCCCGGCGCCGCGUUCGCAAAGGUCAAGCCCGAGGAGGACAAGCCCAAGCCCAAGCCCAAGGCCGACGCGGACAAGCAAAAGCCCGUGAGGCCCGCCGACACCGAUCCCGAGGAUGACUCGUAG